AUCUCGUUGAACCGGACUCCCAAACGGUUCAAAACAACCGGAAGGCCGCUUAUUGAACCAGAAGGAGAAGAAAGCACAAAUUUUCAGAAAAGAGAGAAGCUAAGCAGUGAAAUGGCUCUAGCGACGAGGCAGAGACGACCUUUACCGUCGGAUCUUCGGGCGACGGCGUCAUCGCCAACGACGUCGUAUACAAAGGUGGAUAAGCCGAAGAGAUCGGAUGGUGAAAAUGAGGGCGUCGAUAAAGGACUAGGUUGGCUUCUGCCGUUGAUUUGCUUAGGGAUGCUAAGGCACAUGAGCGCUAUGUCAAAUAUAAUUCACGAUUGUGAUGAGGUGUUCAAUUACUGGGAGCCUCUUCACUACUUGCUCUAUAAGUCUGGUUUCCAAACUUGGGAGUACAGUUCGCAGUUUGCCUUGCGGUCAUAUCUUUAUAUCCUACUUCACAAACUGGUGGGUUGGCCUGCUUCAUGGUGGUUUGGGGAGGAGAAGGUGAGAGUAUUAUAUGCUGUGAGAAUCUUUCUUGCAGUGCUCUCUGUGAUCAGCGAUGCUGCUCUAGUCGUAGCCCUUUCCCGGAAGUAUGGAAAGCGUCUUGCAUCAUAUACACUCGCAAUGCUAUGCUUAGCAAGUGGUUGUUUCUUUGCUAGCACGAGUUUCCUGCCGAGUUCAUUCUCAAUGUAUGCCAUGUCUCUUUCUUCAGCACUAUUCCUCUUUAAUAAGCCUGCCAUGGCACUUUCUGUUGCUGCCACUGGAGUGAUUCUGGGCUGGCCGUUUUCGAUCCUAGCUUUUCUUCCACUGACAAUUUACUCACUGGUUAAGAGAUUCAAAUCUGUGUUUCUUACAGGUGUUGUCACAUCUGUCAUCCUUAUGGUACUCUCACUUCUUGUUGACUACCGCUACUAUAAGAGGUGGACAUCCUCUGUUAUCAACUUGCUGGUAUACAAUGUUAUAGGGGGUGGUGAAAGUCAUCUCUACGGUACUGAAGGGCCAUCAUUUUAUUUGAGGAAUGGCUUUAACAAUUUCAACUUCUGUUUUGUGUUUGCUCUACUGUUCUUAGCAAUACUACCCAUUGCUAAGAAGAAGUAUGCUCCUGAGUUGUUGGUUGUUGUUUCACCUGUCUAUCUCUGGAUUGCCUUUAUGUCCUUACAGCCGCACAAAGAAGAAAGAUUUCUGUACCCAAUAUAUCCACUUAUCUGUGUUGCUGCUUCUGCUGUGAUUGAGAGCUUUCCUGAUCUGUUCAGGGAUAAGUAUAAUCCCAACGAUACAUCCGUCCUAGUUAUGAUAGCAAAAUUUCUCCGACCUCUAGCUCUUGGUUUGAUUCUUUGUUCCUCCCAUGCUCGGACAUUUUCCCUUAUUAAUGGUUAUUCAGCUCCUAUUGAGAUUUACAAGCAUUUAGACUACUACGAUGACGCUGGAACAGGUUCUGUCCUUUGCAUUGGAAGUGAGUGGCACCGGUUCCCUUCUUCGUUCUUCAUUCCUGAUUACGUGGGCCAAGUUAGAUGGUUGGAUGAUGGAUUCACAGGCCUUCUUCCAAUUCCAUUCAAUUCUAGCUUGGGUGGGACCUCGGCAGCACCAUCUUACUUCAAUAAUAAGAACAAGGCAUCAGAGGAGCAAUAUCUUACGGAUCCUGAGCAAUGCACUUUUCUGAUAGAGCUGCAACUUCAACGGCCUUAUCCUACACGAGGAAGUGACUUGUCUACCUGGGAGAUUGUUGCAGCACUUCCAUAUCUGGACAGGGAGUUAUCUCCUCCAUUGUACCGGUCGUUCUUUAUUCCAUAUCACUGGCAGCAGAAGAAUGUCUUUGGCCAGUACAGAUUACUUAGGAGAAUACCAAAGUGAUUGCAGAUGUACAAGCUGAAUUUUCUGUUGUCCAGCAACUUUUUGACGUGCCUGAGCUAUAGAAGUAGUUUAAAAUUGAGUAGGUCACUUUUGUAGUCUGAUACUAGCUAGUGGCUCUUGUAAGAGCAGCCAGUUGAUUUUGGUAAUUGGAUCAAAUCUUCCAUUAGUUUGAAAGUCAGAUUUUGUACUCUCCUUUUUUCAGUGUAGAUUACACAGAUGAAUGCUUGAACUUUAAUGUGGAAGCAAGAUGUCAAAGUCUUUUAUCGGCA
Messenger RNA from Nicotiana tabacum (common tobacco), 2102 nucleotides. Its product is annotated as alpha-1,2-mannosyltransferase ALG9. Gene Ontology annotation, biological process: protein N-linked glycosylation. NCBI's taxonomy places the organism in Eukaryota, Viridiplantae, Streptophyta, Magnoliopsida, Solanales, Solanaceae. The record is from RefSeq and is a predicted model, not a curated record. Gene Ontology annotation, molecular function: alpha-1,2-mannosyltransferase activity. Gene Ontology annotation, cellular component: endoplasmic reticulum membrane.